AAGAGCUAACCCACCAAAGAGAACUCAGGGGCAGUUCUAUUGGAGAGCUGAUGUGAUUCAAAGGAGAAAGGACAGUUUCAAAGCUCAGACGAGUGAAUAGCUGCAGAAAUACAGUGAGCUCGGAAAAAACUCUUUGGUAACCUCAGCAAAGGAAUAAAGCACUGGGGCAGAAGGACCUUCCGUCCCACGAUGACAUCGGUCCAGCGGCUCCUGCUCCUGCUCUCCUUGGCUUUUGCCAGCGUCUGUGUCAAUGUGGGGCAGCCAUUUCCAGAGGGGAUGGAGAAUGAGGGAAAGAGCAAUCUGGAUGGCAUCCUCCAAAGGGCAGAAAACAUCAUCUUGAAGUCCAUUUUGAAGAAGGUGGACGAUGACAAAGAAGAUCCCAACAAAGAGCCAGGAGCUUUUCAGCCAGACUGGAUCUCGAAAAGGCAGCACCCUGGAAAGAGAUCUCUCUACGAUCUAGAAAAGAAGCAGCAUCCCGGGAAAAGGGAAGAUGUGGAUGAGGAAUCUUACGGAGAAACUGUGAAGCGUCAGCACCCUGGGAAAAGAGAGGAAGAGGAUGAAUUUGAUCCCUACUUGGAAGUGCAGAAGAGGCAGCACCCAGGCAGGAGGUACCUGCGAGAACAAUACCUUGACCUCCCUAGCAGCAGCCAGCUAGCUUAUCUGGAUGAAUUCUCCAAAAGGCAACAUCCAGGCAGGAGGUACCUGACAUACAGCAAACGACAGCACCCUGGCAAGAGGAGCUGGGAGGAGGAGAUUGAUGAGGGUGAGCAGAACCUGGAGAAACGACAGCAUCCGGGCAAGAGGUAUCUGGUGGAUGCAGAGAACCCAGACUACACUACUGUCCCCUGCGAGCCCCAGGAUUCCUUUGAAUGUAGCAAAGGCAGUUUGCUGCUAGAGUUGCUCGAUAACGUAAGCAAGGGCCGCGUCGACGAGAAGCGGCAACAUCCCGGAAGAAGGUCUUCAUGGGAUGGUGCGUUGGAGGAAGAGGAAUGAGAGGUGGCUAGGGGGUGUGCUUUCUCGUUGUUUUCAUUCCUCCGAACGAUUUCUCCCAACCAUUCAAUGUUCCAUCCAUAACCCUUUUUCUUCUUCCUUCCUUUCUGCUUGCUGAAACCUACUUCGCAGGUGAUUCUUUAUAGUGUGCUCCUUCCUGGUGGGCUAUGGUCCAGAUUUAGCAAUGCAUGGACGUACGGAUUUCAUUUUAAGCAUGGCACUUUGUGCCCCCACCCCUUGAGAGGCAUGUGGCCAGGCUCACCCCCACAUGCUUAAAAUGGAACGUGUUAGUCAAGGAUGAUUCCAAUGUUUCAUUUCUUGUGUGGGC
Podarcis raffonei (Aeolian wall lizard) is the source of this 1318-nucleotide messenger RNA. RefSeq names its product thyrotropin releasing hormone (gene TRH). Gene Ontology annotation, biological process: hormone-mediated signaling pathway. The transcript has 3 exons. Gene Ontology annotation, cellular component: extracellular region. Lineage: Eukaryota; Metazoa; Chordata; Lepidosauria; Squamata; Lacertidae. Bases 190 to 993 code for a protein of 267 amino acids. Gene Ontology annotation, molecular function: thyrotropin-releasing hormone activity. The record is from RefSeq and is a predicted model, not a curated record.